Molecule: messenger RNA, 1021 nt
Organism: Nestor notabilis (Kea)
Lineage: Eukaryota; Metazoa; Chordata; Aves; Psittaciformes; Psittacidae
Product: NEDD4-like E3 ubiquitin-protein ligase WWP2
Biological process (GO): hippo signaling; positive regulation of transcription by RNA polymerase II
Cellular component (GO): nucleus; cytoplasm
Molecular function (GO): transcription coactivator activity; protein binding
Source: RefSeq, a predicted model, not a curated record
GAACAUCACAGCUCAGAGCCACUUGGACCUAAAGGUUCCCCUGAGGAAUGAGCUCCUGGGCACAGCCUCCCUCAGCCUCAGCAACCUGCUGAAGAACGGUGGGAAACUGGAGAACAGGCAGCUGACCCUGGACCUGCAGACAGAGAACAAAGGCAGCGUUGUCUCCGUCGGAGAGCUGACGAUUUUCCUGGAUGGGCCCACUGUUGAUCUGGGAAGCCUGCCUAAUGGCAGUGCCGUGACAGAGGGCGAGUGCUGCCCGGCUCCACAUGCAUGCGGCAGCUCUGCGCUCGAGGCAGUGAGCAGCAGCGGGGCUGAGAGCACCCUCGGCACCCCCGAGCCAGUGUCCCAGUGCCAGCAGCCACCUCCUCUGCCAGAGUCCCAGCUGCCUGGACGGGACAGCAGCAGCAUGGCUACAGCCACGGAAGGCAGACACCAGCCUCCCAGUGCAAACUGCUUUGGAAGCAGACCAAGGGCCGGGAGCCGGCACCGGCAGCAGACCAAGAGCACGCAGCACACCAGCAUGGCCAACGGCGUGGCCAGUGGCACAGUGAACGGAGACGCAAUGGGUGCUGCAGACAUUGAAGAGGAAAGGCCAGUAGCAGGAGCAACCCCAGCAGCUUCGAGCAUGACUGAUGGCUCGGUCACUCCUGCCCUUUCUGCCUUGGUCAGUUCUGGAGAGGCAGAGGAGGCAGCCUCCAGCUCCAGUGCCCCACCAGCCCGGGCAGCAGUGCUAGCGCUGGAUGCUCUGCCCCCUGGGUGGGAACAGAGAGAGCUGCCUAAUGGUAGAGUCUACUAUGUAGACCAUAACAACAAGACCACCACAUGGGAGAGACCUCUUCCUCCAGGGUGGGAGAAACGUGUGGAUCCUCGAGGCAGGUAUUACUAUGUGGACCACAACACCCGCACCACCACAUGGCAGCGCCCCACGGCUGAGUACGUCAGGAGCUAUGAGCAGUGGCAGUCCCAGCGAAACCAGCUCCAAGGAGCCAUGCAGCAGUUCAGCCAAAGAUUCCUGUACCAG